Molecule: messenger RNA, 1149 nt
Organism: Echinops telfairi (small Madagascar hedgehog)
Lineage: Eukaryota; Metazoa; Chordata; Mammalia; Afrosoricida; Tenrecidae
Gene: KRTAP29-1
Product: keratin associated like protein 29-1
Exons: 2
Coding region: 1-1149 (382 amino acids)
Source: RefSeq, a predicted model, not a curated record
AUGAACCAGGCCAGCGUGGGCAGAUACAAGGUGCGGAAGCUGAUGAGAAGGCGAGAGAGCAUCAGCAUCGUGGUGGACACUUGUCCUGGAAGCACCAUGUCCAUCCCAGCUGUGCCCACUAUCUCCAUAUGUCCAAACAGUGACAGCUUCCGGAAAUCCAUUUGCUUGCCCAGUUCCUGCCAGAGCAGGACAUGGCAACUAGUCACCUGUCAAGAAAACCGUCAGCCAUCCAGCACUGUCCCAAGUGACUGUGUACCUGCUUCUUGCCGAACGACCUGCCUUCCAUCAACUUCUAGUGUGGGUUUUGCCUGCCAACCCCUUUGCUCUUUCCACAAAGCCUGCUGUGAAUCUGGCCCGGCUCAGUCCACUUGUUUGGCUAACUCCUGUCAGCCACCCUGCUCGGAAUCUGCUGGAUGUCAGAUCAAGGGUGGUGGUGCCAGCCUCUGCCAACAAGGUUCCUGCCAGGAACCUGUUUGUGUAUCCAGAUCCCACCAAGAAGCUUGCCACCAAUCAGUCUGCUUUGACACAAGAUCCUGCCAUCCCUCCUGCCCUGAGGUAACUCCCUGUCCUGAAACAUCAUGCCCGCCCACCAUCUGUGUGUCUGACCCAUGCCAACCCUCUUGCUGUCAAGCAAGUUCGUGUCGGCCCAUUGGUUGUGAAAGCCAGCCUUGCACCACUUAUUACCAACCUGUCUGCUACAUGUCUAAGCCUUGUCCAUCGGUUUCCGGCAUGUGUGUUCGCUGCCAGCCAUCGAUGUACGUGUUCAAUCCUUGCAGUCCUCUUUGCUGGGUGCCUUCCUCCUGGCACCUGCUUCCCUGCCAACCAGCGCCUCGCCCAUCUUUUAUCUGUCAGCCAGUGGCUAACUGUCAGCUCCCUUGUUCUGUAAAGAACCCUUGUAAAUCCGUUCCCGGUGGCACCAGGCUUCCUGGCAAAUCAAACGGUGGUGGGCCCCCUUCCUGCAACCCCAAUGCCUGCAAAUCCCCUCCCUGCCAACCAGCUUGCUGCGUGACAGGUUUAGGCAAAUCAUCCAGCGGUGUCUCCAAUGGCUUACCAGCACCUUCGACAAGCUUCUGCAAAGCGAAGGACCGUGUGCCGACUCCCUGCCAACCUGGCCCAGAGUGCAGCUUCCGGAAGGCCACACUUCACUGA